UCUCCAUUGGUUUCUACGGGCGUCGCUGUCUCUACAUAUAUACUGCCAGGGUUAGAGUAACUAGCUAACUACCUUUUAGAAUAUUUGUGUUGAAUUGAAAGUUGUCUCAACUGCGAUUCUCAAGUACAAUUUAAAACGCCUAUAAGGAAGGAUUUCUUCCCAUAUUCUUCUGUCCUCUUCUGUUUCGGAAUUGUAGCUUAUUAUAGCUAAAGUGUCGCUCACACAUGGAGCUGCCAUGCAUUUCUUAGAUACCGGUAAGGAAAUAAAGUCAGUAACGUCAGCUAUUGAAGAACCUCGCAAAGGAAAACCCAGGUUGGAUUAUGACUGGUUUAUUGGCACGAUGAGAUGUUUACACAAAUUUGAGGUGACUGGGAUUUGAGAAGUGGCUGUAUCUCAGAGAAAUAUUGUAUCUUCAGGGGAAAUGACAGAAUUUAAACACCUAAAGGAAGAAACAUGCGUAGAAUCCGAGGUGAAUAUUUCAAAGGAGCAGGAAGACCAAAAGUGUGCUGCAGCUUCUCAAGCCCUUCAGCAUGAAGACACAACAGGAGGUGGCAGCACUGAGGGACAGGAGUGUGCAGAAGAUGGUUCAGACACUGUAGCUGACCCAAAGGAGAAGGAGAAGGAGAUGGGAGACUCCACAAAUCACUCCUCAGUCAAAAGACCCCGUAAAUCUGAUAAAUCCCUCCUGUUCCAGCAGUUGGUGAAGCUGUUUUUUGGCUGCCUAGCAGCAGUGACAUGUGGCAUGAUAUACGCUGUGUACCUCUCCACCUACCAUGAGAGGAAAUUCUGGUUCUCCAGUAGACAGGAGUUGGAACGGGAAAUCACCUUUCUGGGUGGCAGUGGCCUCUACUACUACUACUACAAGCACAUGCUGGCUGUACCGUCCUUCGAGAGAGGGAUGCAGGAGCUGAUGCAUGAUAACAGGACCGUCUCCUCUCAGACCAUCAACGCUGUGGAGCAGCUGUUCUUGUACCCUGAGCUCGUCACCAGCUUCCUGUACAGAGUUACAGGGAGCCAGGAUGUGAUAGAGCCGGUCUACUUCUACAUUGGUGUGGUGUUCGGCCUGCAGGCUGUGUACGUGACGGCGCUCUUUGUGUCCAGCUGGGUGAUGAGUGGCACCUGGGUGGCGGGAAUGCUGGCUGUGGCGUGGUACAUCAUCAACAGGCCAGACACGACCAAAGUGGACUACGCUAUUCCUCUGAGGGACAACUGGGCUCUGCCUUACUUCUCCUGCCAGGUGGUGGCCUUAACCGGGUUCCUCAGGAACUGCAACAGCUCUGCUACAGAGAUGUUCUGCUAUCUCCUGAUGGGAGCUUCCACCUUCACCUUCAUCCUGAUGUGGGAGUACAGUCAUUAUGUGCUCUUUGUCCAAGGCCUGGCCCUCUUCCUCCUAGACUGCUUCGACCUCGUACAGCCUCGCAAGAUGGCAGACAUUCACAAGGUGUACCUGUGCUCGGUGGUCCUGGCAUAUGUGCUGCAGUUCCAGAACCCCAGCCUGCUCAGCUCCCCUCUUCUCAGCCUCCUUGCCGCCUCCACAGUCGCCAGGUACCUGCAGCACAACCUGAAGAUGGGUUCCCUGGUGGCUAGGCUGAUGAAGAUCCUGCUGCAUUUCUACUUAGUCUUUACUAUAGGGAUGACCUUCAGCUAUGUUGUGAAGAGAAUCAUGCCUGUCAAUGAAAGCGACCACAUGUUAAAAUUCCUUGAAGUGAAAUUUGGACUAAACACAACAACGGACUUUGUGCCAAACCUGUUGCUGUGCCAGGAGGGCUUCCAGUCCCCCAGCCAAGACUUCUUCCUGCGCCUGACGCAGGCCUCCGUUCUCCCCUUCUAUCUGCUGGUGCUGCUGGUGUGCUUGCUGUCCAUACUGCAGGCCAUCUACAGGAGGCUCAGUGGAGAACCAAUGAAAUCCAACCUCAGGCUGGAAGAUGGGCGAAUAGGAGAGAAGCCAGAGGUCAUCUACCAUGUGUUUCACACAUUGCUUUUUGGCAUGCUAGCAAUGGUGUUUGAGGGGAUGAAGUACUUGUGGACGCCCUAUGUUUGCAUGUUUACGGCGUUUGGCGUGUGCUCCCCAGAGUUGUGGAUGACCGUAUUCAAGUGGUUCAAGCUAAAGUCUGUCCACCCUGUGGUCCUGGCUCUUAUUUUGAGUACAGCGGUUCCUACAAUCAUUGGUUUCAGUUUGUGGAGGGAGUACUUCCCACGUGUGAUCUCAGAACUGACUGAGCUACAGGAGUUCCAUGAACCAGACACAGUAGAGCUGAUGAACUGGAUCAAGAGGCAGGCUCCUGUGACAGCAGUGUUUGCAGGCAGCCCUCAGCUAAUGGGGGCAGUGAAGCUGUGUUCAGGCUGGACUGUGACCAGCCUGCCCCUCUACACUGACAUCAACCUGCUGAGGAGGAGUGAGAACAUUUACCAGGUCUAUGCAAUGAGGCCUGCAGAGGACAUCUACAAGAUCCUGACGUCGUACAAGGCCAGCUACGUGAUCAUCGAAGAGACACUCUGCGCUGAAAUGAGCCCUGUAAAGGGCUGUCGAAUUAAAGACCUGUUAGACAUCUCUAAUGGACAUAUAAUGUAUGAGAAAGGAGAGAUGUAUGCCUUUUCCAAGUACCGACGAUUCUGCCACGAGAUCAAGAUGAACUAUUCCCCCUACGUCAACUACUUCACCAGAGUCUUCUGGAACCGCUCAUACCAUGUCUACAAAGUCAACUCUGUCAUCUCCUUCCAGUACUGAGAGCUCUGCAGACCAAACUUAUCUGUUUCUGUGCGAAUGGAGACAGCUGUGGUCUUUUCACAGCAGACUGUCACAAAGACGCUUUAUAUAGUAAACAGAAGGGAAGAAAAAUGGGAAAUAUCAGCCCUAACCCCCAAAUCAUUCUACAGGACAAUUUGCUCUAACAAAUGGGCAGAAUAGCUUAGUCUAUUUGGUGUGCUUGUAAGUAUUCCAGAAUGUUGGUUUCAGAUUUCAUUAGUUAAUGAUGUUAGUCAGAUGGAUGUACUCAUCCAUGCUCUGCUGUACAUUGUUCAUGUGGCGUUCGCAAUAAUUGUGUGUGUAAUCACUUGUAUGUAUAACGUGGUAUAUGUACUGGCUUGUGUGUGUGUGUGUGUGUGUGUGUGAGAGAGAGAGAAACCCUUGUUUAGGGUUUUCUGUGAUGUCAAUGACCAUGUGUGUGACCAUAGAUAAGAGUCCCCUGCAGUGCUGUGUACAGGUGAUCCUGCCUUACCACUCAAUAGCAACCUAUGUGGUCAAUCUAGCACCUGCAGUAUUUGUGCAGUCCUCCAGCUCAAUAGCUGUGAAGCUUGGCUUUGGGAUUACAGAGUGAAAAGUGGUUGGCUGACUGCAAAGUAUGCUUAUGUGCAAUCUCCCCAGUUAAUAGAGUACUCUGCCGUGCUGGAAGGAGAGAAUGGGGGAAAAAACUCAAGUUGGGAAAGAAAAUAAGGGAUUGUUAGUGUAAUUCUGCCACUGAUGCGAGUGCUCUAUGCUCGCAUCAUAACCUAGGUCAGUUCAGUACAUUACCCCUUAGUCAUCAAAUUCAGCAGAAUUUCCAUUUCUAACUGCCUGUUAAUGCUGUGGAAUAUAACAUUUUCUUACUUAAGACAUACAGUGCAUGUUUAUUUAUUAAAUUACCCAUACUUCAUAUAAAUGGCCAAAUAGACUGCAGUGCUACCUGGCUAUCUGCUGUGAUGCAAAUGGCGAAAUGUCAAAUGAGGGCAAGCGGUGCUCACCUCAAAGCCUGAUGGGUAGUGAAGGCUGGCCCAGAGACUACCCAUUGAACUAUAUACAAGGGGUAUUACACUUUCACCUUAUUUAUAUUUAUUCAAAAAGGUGUAUGUGCUUUUCCUUACUGAAGGCUUUGACUCCACUGUUGGCCUACCUGAGGUCCUUUAUCAAAUCCCAGCCAUCCUUAAACAUUGUUACUGUAAUAGGUUUUGCAUGAUGUCGAGUACAAGGUCAUUUGCUGCUGUAAAAUGGAGCUCAAACAAUGAUAGCUUGUAUGGGAUUGUCUCUCUGUUAUGUCUCGCUUGCCUUGGUGUCCUUCCUAGUAUGUUGCCGAUCUGUCAUGUCACUGUACCCUGAAAGGUCUGCAUUUGUGAAUGCCUAUUUUUGUAGGCUGAAGUUGGAAUAUGAACAUUAAGUUUAUUUUCAGAUGAUAGCAAAGAAACUGUCCAUGACCUAUACCUGCAAUUAAAUGCUUUAUAUUUUU
Conger conger (European conger) is the source of this 4199-nucleotide messenger RNA. Its product is annotated as probable C-mannosyltransferase DPY19L4. The coding region runs from base 422 to 2728 and encodes 768 amino acids. NCBI's taxonomy places the organism in Eukaryota, Metazoa, Chordata, Actinopteri, Anguilliformes, Congridae. Gene Ontology annotation, molecular function: mannosyltransferase activity. The transcript has 21 exons. The record is from RefSeq and is a predicted model, not a curated record. Gene Ontology annotation, cellular component: nuclear inner membrane.